UGGUUCACAUACAGCCACGCGUCGUUGUCGUUUGGUGUAUGCUAUAUUUUUGGCUAUUCUAACCGCAUCUCAACAGAAACAGGAUGUUCCCUCAAUUGCAUAACAGCGUUUCUGCAUGAGUGUGUGUGUGUGCGCUUGGUGUGCCAGGGAGGAAUCACAACAAUUAAAAUAUGUUCAAACAAACAACUCUUGGCUGGCAACAAUAUAAUUAAGCAAACAACAAUUUAAAAGCUGGCUGUCAGUUGCAUUUGCGCUGCAGUAAAUAAUUAUUAGCUGAAAGGAUUUGUGAAAAAUUGUUUGUCUGCCGACUAUCUAAGUUAUCGAUAGUUAAGAAACGCGAUAGUUUCCCUACCAACAGUAUUCGUACGAACAAUUUUACAUAACCCUCAGUCAUAUAGUCGUACGUCGAGUGAUAUGGCCGUGUUUCUGAUCAACAUCUGCAAAUUCAAUGGAUGUUCAAAGACCUUUCAGAGUCUAAGCGACUUAAUAUCACACAUUGAGGACACACAUAUAGACUAUGAUCCAAAGGUGGUUGAGCAAAAAGAGCUGGCGCAACCUUCGUGCCUGCCGCUCAGCUAUGUGUUGCGCUUUAUCUCAGAGGAUGCGCGCAAGGAGGCUCCCACAUUUUUGUCAAACAGUAGCAAUAGCAACACUAAUAGCAUCACCAACAAUGGCAACAAUGGGAAUACAGGCAAUGCGGAGCUCAAACGCAAGUUGGCCAUCAAGCAUCAUAGCUACAGCAUAUCAUCCUCCAAUCGCAGCAAUACGCCCACAGGCAGCGAAAUGGACGAGGAUGAAAUGGUCGUAACUGAAUCCGAGGACAGCAAUGACUCUUGGACCACCGAGGAGUUCAGUUCGGAGUUUAUUAUGCGAUAUGGUAGCAGGCAUUCUGGAGGCGGCAGCAAUGGCACGCCGGGCAAUGAGAAACCUUUCGCCUGCCCCGUUCCUGGUUGCAAGAAGCGUUAUAAAAAUGUGAACGGCAUCAAGUAUCAUUCGAAAAAUGGCCACAAAAAGGACGGAAGAGUGCGCAAGGGAUACAAGUGUCAUUGUGGCAAGAGCUACAAAACUGCACAGGGCCUGAAAAACCAUGCGCUAAUCACACACAACUCACAUCCAGAGAGUGUGCUAACCCCGCAGCAGGCCAUGAAAGCUGCUGUUGAUGCCAUAGCUGUAAACAGUUGUGGUGUGAUUAACAACAACAGCAGCUGUGCUGGUAAUGGGGGCUUGAUGCAGCGCAGCAACUCUCCAUCGCAAUCGCUGGGCUCACUCAGCCCCUCCAGCAGCAACAUGUCGAGCGGCACUAGCAACAGUUUGUCUAGCAGUGCUGCCACUGCCAGCAACAUGUUGCAACAGCUAAGCAAUGCCAACAUUGUGACUGUAACUAAUGUGGCACCUCAACAGCAACCGACGCAACAGCAGCAAAUGAGCAUCAGCACACAUGCGCAAACCGUAGCAACAGCAGCCACACCAAUAACAACAACAACAACAGAAACCUCUUACUCCUGCUCACACAACAAGCACAACAACAACAACAACAACAACAGCAGCAGCAACGAAAACUGCAAACAAAGUUCGACAACACCAACUGCCGCUAAAUAUACCAGGCCCACAGCAGCCGCGUUAGCAGCUUCAACUCCAACCCCAGCGCCAAGCAAAAGUGCAACAACAACGCCGAUGCAAAUAUCGCCCACUUUUAUAGAGCACAAGUAUUCGGCGCUGGCCAUUAAGGAGAAAUUCUUUUCAAAUUUGCGCACCUCGCGAGCAGCAACAGCAACGCCAAACGAUGCAUCAACUGGCGUUGUGGAUGCAACGAGCCCCAAUGCUGGCAACAUGUUGCGCGCUGUUGCUGUGGGUCAAAUGUGCGCGCUGCAGAAUGAGCACAUACAUCAAAAUCUCUACAAGAAAACAAUCAAUUGAGACAUAAGAAGGCACACGUUUGUCUGUGCCGCAUUCAAGUUGGCUGUGAUGCAAGUAUGUUUAUGUAUGAUGCACUCGAGAAUGGCGGAGCAAGAGGAUUCAUCAAUAAGGCAGAAGAAAUAUAGGCUGAGCAAGGACGAAAAAGUAGUUCAUUUAAAUUAUUUACAAACAAAUAUAAAUAUAACAAUAAAAAUCAUUCAUUACGCAAAAAUAUCAUAGUGAAAGAAAAGCAUAAAGAGCAAGCAUACACACAAUUUAUCUCAAGAAACAGAAAAUACUUGUCCCAUUUGGCAGCGAAGAAAAAAAGCACACAAAAUUAGUGGAUAACAAAACAAACAAAAAAAGAGAAUUCAUUAACAUUUAGUAAAUAAAUUUUUGAAGAUGUAUCUUCAACUAGUCAUUAUUGUAGUUAAAUUAAAUAUUUUAAUUUACAUGCACAGCAAAAUUAUCUGCCAGACAAAGAUUUUUAAAAACCUUGGCCAAGAACUCUGGAAAUUGCCUGCACAAAAUAUUGGAAUCGUUAUAUGUAUGAAAAUAUCAUGUGCUUCGCCAAUUAGCUAAAUUUUUUCAAUUGACAUAAAGUUGAAUUGGCCUGCAACUUUAUGUACAAAUAUUAUAAUCGGUAUGCAAGCUAGCUGUAAAUUAUAAAAUGCAAAAAGAAAAAUUUAAAAAAAAAAACUUCUUUAUAUUUAUGUAUGUGUGGAACCGAAAGAAUACAAAUGUUUAAGCUAUAGGGCUUUAACGAAUUUCCUCUUAGAACCCAUAAUAACUCUAUGGUAGUUAUAGUAUUAUAUGGUUAAUUGCAAAUAAUUCGAUGCGUCUAUGUUUAAUUUAUGUGUGUCUAUAUGUACGUUUUCUGAUCGUCCUUAAAAAUAAUAAAUUUAAUAAUUAAUUAGCUAUAUGUUCUAUUUGUAUGAAAAGAGUCAUAAUCGAAGUAUUUAAUGCAUAGAAAACAAAAGCAAAAACAUAAAAUAACCUUACGUUAAUGACUAGGAUAUAUCGACACAUUGGCAGCGAGCUAAAUCGCCCACCACAAAAUAUAAACAAAAACACUGUAAUUGGGUUCCUUUUGUAUUAUGUAUCCUUAUUAAUGCAUAACAUUGAAAUGAGAAAUGAAACUAAACAGAAAGCAGAACAAAACAAUUGAAAUUUUACAUAAAUAUUUACAUAAACUUAUAUACAUACAUAUUAUUAGUAUACCAAAUGCCGCCAACCGCCAAACAAAUUUUGAAGCGCAUUUGCAGACGCUCAGCGUCUUAAAUUAGUAUAACGUACAUAUAACUAAGUAUAAAUAAAUAUUAACUUUAAUGUGCGCCCUUAAAAAACAAAAACCUAAAAAAAAAUGUUUAACAACGCACGCAUACGUGGCUGCAACUAACCGCAAUAGUACUACAAUAUCUGCUUCGGCACUCCGAAGUUUUUAUUCUUGCAGAUCAAUUGUUUAUUGCUCAAUAGUUGUCCGUAAUGUUUAUGAAUAAUUUUAAUUGAAUGUGCAUGAAAAUUAAGAAAGAACUUAGAUUCUGCUAGAGUAAAAAUAAAUGAAAAACAAUAAUAUGAAACUUUUGCGAGAACUUUGAAAUCUAACGCGAACCCUCUAAUGAAAACAAUAAAUUGAAUAUACCUAUUUCUAUAAUUGAAUGUAUUUCAUCUUAUAUAAGACUGCUGUUAUUAUUAA
Molecule: messenger RNA, 3592 nt
Organism: Drosophila busckii
Lineage: Eukaryota; Metazoa; Arthropoda; Insecta; Diptera; Drosophilidae
Product: myosin-G heavy chain
Exons: 7
Coding region: 415-1917 (500 amino acids)
Cellular component (GO): nucleus
Source: RefSeq, a predicted model, not a curated record